ACCCAUCGUGUCAUGACUUGAAUAUAUGCGAGGCUCCUGUCUCCCUCUCUGUUAAAUCGCAACAGAGAAGCGUCUGUUGACUGGGGCAGGACUCUGGAAAAUAUGGUGGGAGUUGCAGAAUUUUAAGUCCCAAAGGGGGUAAUGGGACAGAAGUGAUGCAGAAACUGUAGAGGGAGAAGACAGUGUUCAGUUGUGACAGGACAGACACUUCUAACACAAACGUGGUGCUGCUGAAGUUGAUAAUAGUGAUGAUUUUGGCGUUUUGGCAACAAGACUGAUGACACUUGACAGACGCGUGAAACAUCGAGGGCGUGCCAGGGAUUUCAGAGCCGCACAGACCGCCACAGGAAUGGAUGGUAAUGCAAACAGCCGACCACCUGACCGAAGGAGAUCUUCGAAGAGCAAAGCUCCACCUCCUCCACCGGUUCUGAAAGGCCUGGAUGCUCCUCUGCUCAACCAGAAACUCCCAGCGUCCCCUCAUCCAGCCAUGGAGCAGAAGGAGAACCUACUGAAGCAGGAGCUGACACUGACUGUGGUCCUUCCUGGAGGAGUGGAGAAAACUACUGUGGUGCAUGGCAGCAAACCUAUGAUGGAUCUGCUGGUAACACUUUGCGCGAAGUACCACCUGAAUCCCUCUGCUCACACCAUUGAGCUCAUCACCAACAACAGGAACCAUGUGAAAUUUAAACCCAAUGCCCUGAUCGGAGCCCUGGAGGCAGAGAAGAUCUUGCUGAAACCGAAAGGCAUGGAAGAUAAAAGCAAAAAGACAGGACCACAGAUGCCAGAGGCAACAGUACGACUAGUGAUAAACUACAGGAAAACACAGAAAACUAUUCUCAGGGUGAGUCCACGGGUUCCUCUACGAGAACUGCUGCCCGCUAUCUGCGAGAAAUGUGAAUUUGAUGUGUACACCACAGUUUUAUUACGAAAUGUCCAUUCUGAAGACACUUUGGACCUGAGCGGCUCCCUCAGUGACUUUGGCCUUAGGGAAGUUUAUGCAAAAGACACCAAAGUUAUUAGCCCUGGAAGUCCUGGAAGUCUUCCACCAUCUCCUACUCGCUCAGAAAUAAUUCAUCGUGGAAAAGACAAAAUACAGAAGGAGAAUAAAGGACUGUUCGGCUUAUUUAGAAAAGGAAGUAAGAAACAGUCGGAACAGUCAAUGACCGUGAGUGCACCAGCAUCGCCAGUGCACAGAAGACAGAGGCCAGUCAGUAUGAGUUCUUUAAGUACUUAUUCGCCAAUGUACGAUUCAAACACCAUGCCCUCGGACACGCCAAAGAAGAGAAGAGCCCCGUUACCACCUUGCAUGAUGUCACAGAGCAUGCCAACGGACCUCAGUCAUCACCAAGGCAACGCUCAAACCCCAGCACAUCCUGAUGGCAACCAGCAUAUGGCCCCCUUGAGCCGCGGAUCCUCGACAGAGUCGUCCUUCAAGAAGACGUCCACCAAGCGGAAGGCCCCACCGCCCCCUACCUUGACCAGCAUCGCCCCUCAUGAUGAAACUACACAGGGAAAAGACUUGACAGAACCUGUGCUGGCAUCUCCACUGGAGGAGAUCAAAGAACAGGAAGAGGUCUCCAUGAAAACAGAGAGUCAAGCAUGCCCUUUAGAGGAAGAGCACCUGGAAGAUGACAGCAGCUUGAAUCUGUCCGCUGACGUUUCUCUGGACUCAGGCCAAGCUGGGACCUUGCAAGACUCUGAAAGUGUAGAAAGUUUAUCACCACUUGGGACGGCCAGAGAAAAUCCAUCAUGCAACCUGUCCGUAGAUAGAGAAGUUGCAGAGAGCACAGUGAAUGGAGAGUUAAAAUCAGACCAGGCCCUGACCGCUUGUGUCCAAUCGGAAGAGAUCGAGCCCCUGAAUGAGAAGACAGAAAAGGUGACUCAGUCUUCUCAAAGUGGCUCUGUUUUAAAGGAGGUUUCAGUGAGCGACACAGAGACGGAUGCAUCUUUGUUUAACAUGCCUCAAACGUCAGACUGCGGCAUUCAGACCUUGUACACACACACAGACUUACACGCUCAGUGCCUUAAUUCCAACACGGUUGCUUUGCAAGCAGUUCCCAUGUCUUCCCCUAAGUCAAUACGUUCAGCUCACUUUGAAGAACAGACACAGAAAACCAACCGUAGUGCAGUCAGCCUUGCUCACACCGAGACGCAAACGCAGACAGAACCCGAGACUCUCCCUACUGAACCAUUGCUUAGCUUUUGCACUGAACCCCCCAUGAUGCCUUCCUCGCCCUCAAUGGGGCUGAAGAAGGACAUGGCCACUUCCACAGAAGAGCUGCAUGUUCCUCAACCCCAAACACAUACAGUUCAACCCUCAAAGUGUCCAGCAUCGACACAAACUGCCCCUAAAUCAGGUAACAUACUGUACUUUGCAGAUGCAGAGCCUAAACCCAAACCAUCCAAUGAACUGACCCGUGAAUACAUCCCCAAAGUGGGCAUGACCACCUACACCAUCGUCCCUCAGAAGUCUCUAGAAAAGCGACAUUUGUUUGAGGUUGAACUAACUCUGGAGCCAUGCGAUGAUGGGAGUGUCAAGAACCUGGACUGCAGACCAGAUGCAAAAAUUGUUCAAGCUCAAACGACAAACAUCUCACCUCCACCAGGCCACCUUCCCCUGUUCACCAAUGGAAUUAUCACUCUUAAUGGCCAUAAGAGUGUCUCCAUAAAAGCCACUGAGCUUUCGCAGAUGAUUCCACCUGUUUCACCCACAGCCAGCAUUUCUUCACCCUCGUCCCCGUUAGGCGAAGGAACUGAGUCCUUCGUCAAGGAGAAGAAGGUUCCACCCGCAACAAGACCCAAACCAGCUUCAUUCCGCUUGCCACAGCACAAACGAACACCCGGGGAUUAUGUCAUCUCCGCAGCUGUACGUAGAUCGAGUGUUGGCAGCACAAGUAGCAGCAGCAGCACCUGUAGCAGUCCUGCAGCUAGACCAAAGGAAGCUGCAAGGAGUCUGCAGUCAGAUGCUUCCCUUGGGACUGCGCUCAACAACUUUCCCCCUCCACCACCACCAGUACAGUGGGACGGAGAAGAGCAACAUGCCGAACUAAGUGAUGUUCCUCUACCUGAGGUCCAACCAAAACCUCAACCCAUUUUGAAAGAUGUCGAGGCUUCAAGUGAUGUUCCUCUACCUGAGGUCCAACCGAUACCUCAACCCAUUUUGAAAGAUGUUGAUGCUUCAAGUGAUGUUCCUCUACCUGAGGUCCAACCGAAACCUAAACCCAUUUUGAAAGAUGUCAAGGCUUCAAGUGUUGUUCCUCUACCUGAGGUCCAACUGAAACCUCAACCCAUUUUGAAAGAUGUCAAGGCUUCAGGUGUUGUUCCUCCACCUGAGGUCCAAUCGAAACCUCAACCCAUUUUGAAAGAUGCCAAGGCUUCAAGUGAUGUUCCUCUACCUGAGGUCCAACCGAAGCCUGAAACGCAUUCAAAAGUCAUUGAGGCUUCAAAAUUUCCACCAUCUUCUCUUCUGUCUCGGCAAAAGAGUCUUCCCACGAAUCCCAGGCCUUCUUUGAGUCUGGAGAAGUUGAGAAGCUUUGCAGCACCCAAACCGUUUUCGCCCACAUCACCUUCUCGUUUUGCCCAAGCUGUGUCGACGGCUGUGAAGAGGUCCCAGUCUCUUUCCCAUCGUCCUUUGGGGCAAUCACCACGCAAGCUGCCUGUUUAUCCUCUCUCAGCACAAAGCUCCAUUAGAGAGUCCCCCGAACCUCCAACAAGUACUGUGACAGACAAUGGAGAAGGACGCACGGAGGGAUAUAGAGAGGCCCCAUCAGAAACAGCAGGCCCUGGCGAUGCAGCGCAGAGUUCCGCCCAACAUGAAGACAUGGGAACAUGUAAGAUUGGAAAUACUCAGCCAUCAUUACCAGGGUCUGAAGCAUCCUUAGUGCUGUCUCCCACGUUGAAGGGAAUAUCGGAAGCCUUGCGCUCUGUGGAGGAAUGAAGCAUUCUGACUUCCCUUAAUUCACUCUGUGCCUUCACUGACAGAACUUCACUGAUUCCCAAACAUCCCGAAAAUAUCCCAUCUCCAGUUUUCUUUCACGCUGUCCAUUUUUUUGCAGAAUUUAGAUUAUGAUUUUUAGGUGGCUCACGAUUCAAAGGACUUUCAGCCCUUUUAUUCCGGAUCUGGGCAGAACUGCGUAGAGCGCAGUUUUUCCACUUUCACCAUCACUGUGUGUCACUUUCUAUGAUACGAACAUGUCUUACUGAAAAGAUGUUGUUGAUUGAUCAACUAGCGCAGAGAGAUUACUUUUAUUUGAUGCUGAGCAGAUACGUGGAGGAGAUGAACUACGACUGUGGAUUUCUUCUAAUUUAUUUUACAGAUAGUUCAGAAAAUCUGUUACAUUUUUUUUCCCCUUGCUCAGUAAAAGUAACAACUUAUCUUAUUAAUGUUAUCAAAUUUUGAAAUGUAUCCAAUUGAAUAUUUUCCGGUUGCUUUCUGAAGUUAUGACCUUAUGACUGGUGUAAAUGUGCAGAGUCACAGAAGAUGCGCUGUUCUAUUUUGAGGCCUUUAUUACAUUUAAAUUAUUAUGUGUAGAUUUAAUUAUAUAAUUAUUAUUCAAUGAAAAAUGGUACUGAAAUAUUCCCAAUUAUUCAGUCAUACAAACCCCUCCCUUUUCUCAUGUUAAACAUUGGUGCAAAGUGUAUUGUUGUUAAUUAUGGGCUUUUGUUCUUGAUCAUAAAUAAUAAUACAUUAUUGUCAUUGUUGAACAGGUCUUUGGGGCCUAACAAACUUUUAAACAAAGCUUUUGCCAAGACAGAAGACACUGGGCUUAUUUGUUGUUUUGAGGAGAAUACUGCUGUAAUAUCUGAAAUGAACUCUCCUCUCUUCUCUGUAUUAAAAUAUAACACAUUUAAAGUUU
This is a messenger RNA of Myxocyprinus asiaticus (Chinese sucker), 4856 nucleotides long. RefSeq names its product cordon-bleu WH2 repeat protein-like 1b (gene cobll1b). The record is from RefSeq and is a predicted model, not a curated record. The transcript has 14 exons. NCBI's taxonomy places the organism in Eukaryota, Metazoa, Chordata, Actinopteri, Cypriniformes, Catostomidae. The coding region runs from base 278 to 3937 and encodes 1219 amino acids. Gene Ontology annotation, molecular function: actin monomer binding.